This is a messenger RNA of Neopsephotus bourkii (Bourke's parrot), 6233 nucleotides long. RefSeq names its product protein phosphatase 1 regulatory subunit 26 (gene PPP1R26). Gene Ontology annotation, biological process: negative regulation of phosphatase activity. Gene Ontology annotation, molecular function: protein phosphatase inhibitor activity. The record is from RefSeq and is a predicted model, not a curated record. Lineage: Eukaryota; Metazoa; Chordata; Aves; Psittaciformes; Psittacidae. The coding region runs from base 62 to 4069 and encodes 1335 amino acids. The transcript has a single exon.
GUAGGAUGGAAGAGAAAGUCUGAAAAACUGUUCUGUCGUGGACCUGCUGUUGUCUGCUAGAAUGUUCCUGAUGAAUGCUUCUCCUUUGGUAGCUCUUCAGACAAAAUGGGAGUCCUUUGGCCCAGCGAGGAAUUGUAGAUACCCUGUUUGCUACCCUGAACCUGAAGAAGACGUCAGUAGAACCUCUGUAAGUGCAAAAGUUCAGAUGAUCAUAAACAACCUGCAAAGUCAAGAGUCUGCCCUGGGUAUGAACAAUGAGUAUGAUUGUGUUAUGCAGAAGAAACAACAGGGAGAAAAGGGCAGCAGUAACAGAGUCACGUCUAGCCCUGUGUUGCUGCAGAAGCAUCCUCAGUGCACCCAGUGGGGGAGCCCGGCUGACUCUGAUGACACCGAGGAGGAAGACUGUGUGGGGUUUGGAAGACUCCUGCUUGAGUCUGAUAGCGACGACUCAGUGGACCGAGGUAUAGAGGAAGCCAUUCAGGAGUACUUGAAAGCAAAAAGCCAGAGUGACCAGUCCUUGCAGAGGGGUGCAGAGUGUUCUGAAAACAUAAGCAGAGACAAAAGGUUUAAGAGAGAGUUCUCACAGAACAAGGUGGCGAGUAACCUUCUCCCUGUGAAAUUCAAAGCUGAGAUGCUCUCUGAAGAGUACCUGUCUGACCACCUGGGCAUUGGGAAAAGGCUGCAGCCUGCUUCCCCUCAGAGCAUCAGUAGCGACGACUCCUUUGAACAGAGCAUACAAGCUGAAAUAGUGCAGUUCUUGAAUGAGAAGAAGCAGCAAGAAAUAAGUAAAUGUGUACCUGGGGAGGAGAAGAAAGAUUCCCACGUGAGAUCUACCCUAAAAUGCAGCAAAGAAGCGACAAACAAACCGAACUGUGGUGCUAUAAAGCAAGGUUGUAGCGCGCUGCUCUUGAGACACCGUGCCAAGCUGCAGACACCCAGCAUGCAGGCCAAGGGUUUGCAGUCUAAAACCCAACCAGAGCCAAGUGACUUCAGCCAGGUGAACCCAGCCUGUCUGGAAAUGGCCACUGCCAGCCAGCCCUGGGCAGUGGAGCAAGAUGAGAGUGGAGCUAAUUACUGGGACACCAGGGGAGCACUUGUCAGCGAGAGCGUGCACACAUCUGACUCGAGCAGCGAUGAUGGCAUCGAAGAAGCCAUUCAGCUUUAUCAGCUGGAGAAAAUCAGGAGAGAGGCAGGUCACACAACAGACUGUGUCCCUUUGCAGAGGGAGGAACUUCCUACAAAGGGUCUGGCAGACAUCUCUGCAAGCCUAACAAUUAGCUCAACAACAAGUGCCUCACCAGAAAUCCAUAAAAGCCCUAUAAGCAAGAAGAGAAAAGAAACUGAUUCCAAGUCAGCAGAACUCGAAAGCACCAGCAAUGACUUUAACAAGCUGUUUAAACCACUGAAAAAAGCCAGACAUUUUGCACUCCCAGAAAACAAGAUUGCUGCUUGUGAGCUCACGCUGCAGGCCUCUUGCAGAGCAGACACAUCUGCAGAGCUCAUGUGUGCGGAAGCUAUCCUCGAUAUUUCCAAAACAAUCAUGCCAUCCCAAAUGGGAAGUGACAGCAAAUCACUCGCUGCAGACUCCUUCUUCUCUCCCCAGCUCCUCUCAUCCUCGCGCUGUGACAGCGACAGCAGCCUGGUGGACAGUGAUGAUAGCAUCGAGCAAGAGAUCAGGGCUUUUUUGGCUCUGAAAGCACAGUCAGAAAACCUUGGAACGAAGCCUCCCAGCCUGUCACACUCACUCCAGAUGCCUUUGCCUUCGGAUCAGAACAGCCUCGCCAGCACCCUAGAGCCUCCUCUUCCCAAAUCGCUGAAGCUAUCGCUGAAUCGUAAAAAGAGACUCAAAAGGGAAAGCAGAAUAGCAAAACAAGGUGCAUCAAAACCACCUGAGCAGGUGGAGACAGGACUUUUCCAGCCAGGCAACUAUCCAAGACUUGCUGUGCUGCAAGAGGAACGUGCCCCGAGCAGCCCCACAGAGCUCUGUGAUGCUCAAAGGCUUGGCAGCAAAGAGCCGAGGCAGCAGCAGCUGAUGGCUCCCAAACUGUCUGGAUCAGAUGGCAAAUGUGUGGCCUUGGACUCUGUAAACCCUUUUCUGCAGGUUCAGAGCAGCACAAGAAAGCCUGUGAAAAACUCCAUCCAGACUCCCGAGAGGGACGGUUCGGAUGAUGAGAGCAGUUCUCUGGAUAGUGAUGAGGACCUGGACAGUGCCAUCAAGGACCUUCUGCGCUCUAAAAGAAAGUUAAAGAAGAAGUCCAAGGAGCAGAAGUCUCAGUGCAAGAAGAGGGUGAGGUUCAGCGAGACAGAAGCUCAGCUGCUCGAUGGAUUCAGCAGCCUCCAGCAGGGCAGAAAUCCCGUGCUGCUGAAGAGCUGCCUCUCCAAACCCAGGAAAGCCACGAAAGACAACACAGGUGUCAAACCUCCCAGUGAAAAACCAGAGACCGGGAAGAACUCGGACUUUAACCUACAGCUUAGAAAAGGAUCCAAGCCCAGACCAGUCACAAGCCAGAAUAACCUGCAGGCAGCUAAAAAUAGGCAGUGUACUUUCACAGCCCCGUCGGGCGCUGACGACAGCAGUUCAGUGGACAGCGAUGACAGCAUUGAGCAAGAAAUUAGGAAGUUUUUGGCAGAAAAGGCUAAAGACUCUGCAAGCAGCUCGGAGCUCCAGAAGGAUGAUGCAGCUCUGGACCUAUUGAGAGUGACCAAACAAACUGCUCCUAAAGGAAAAGCAAAGCCACAGCUGGUGGAAAGUGAGCUUGACCUUGUGCUGGGUCGGAGUGACAAGCCUGAGGUGUCUCAGCACCCUGAGGAGUUGAAGAACUCUCUUGGGACAGAAGGGAAAGGUGCAAUGUUACAUGGCAGUGGGAAAUGUGCUUCCUCAGCACAGAAUGUUCAUACUACUGGUCAGUCAAAAGCUAAGCAAGGACUGGGGGGGGUUAAAGGUGCUGCUGCUGGUGAGGUAUCUGGAAGCACAGCAGGUAAAAAGGAUGUCCCUAAUCCAGAGCCCGUGCAGAAAACGCUUCCACCUAAAACCAGCAAAAACAGAGGUGGUAAAGUACAAAAAGUAGUUACUGCAAAGCCCAGGUCCAAGAGAAAGAAUACCUUUCACCUCAAAAUCUCAAGUAAAUUUAUUGCAGGGCUAAAGGGUGCUCGGGACAGGAAGAAAUCCAUGCUUCUGAGCAAAAGGCAGAAAGCAGAGAGCUUGCUCGCCCAGAGCAGUGCAUUAGGAACAGAGGCAGCUUCCCAGGAUGCAGAUGUGCUUAACCAGGGAAGAGGAGCCCCCUCGCCCAAAGAUGAGCUUAAUGGGGAGAGUCCAACAGCAAUGAAAGAAUCCAGUUCUCAGAAGCUCGCUGGGGAAGGGUCAAGUCCCCAUGUAGCAGAAACCUGUGGAAGACUGGAGGCAGCUCCUGUGCCUGUCAGGGAGGAAGCAGGGGGCUCGGAGCGGGCUGGUGCUUCAGCAGAGCAGUCAGAUUCACAUUCCAAUCUCCCUUUGCAGGAGCAGAACGUGGCAGCAGUGAAGGUAGAUAAGGGUUGCAGAGGAGCAUCCAAAGCUGGGAGCGCACAGAUGUGGAUCAAGGCAGGAGAUAUGCACAAAGACAGCUGGGCUGAUCCAAAUGUAGAUGCUCCAUGCCCUGAGCACAGCGUGGCAGUGGUACAAGCGGAUAAAGUCAGUAGAGAUGCAUCUCAGCAGGGUAUACAUGUGUGCAGCAAGGGAGGGAACAACCAGCAGGACAAGAGCCCAGCUCCAAGCUUAGGUUGCCCACCACAGGAGCUAAAUGUGACAGUGGUAGCAGUGGAUAAAACCGGUGGAGGAGCAUGUACAAAUAACAGCACACAGAUGUGCAGUGAGAAGGGAAAAGCUGUCUGCCAGGACAGCGACAGGCAGGAAGAAAUGCAGGUAUCCAGCUCCAGUUUGGAAGGAAAAAUACCUGUCCUGGAGAAUAGGGAAACCACUUGUGAAGCAGACCAAGGGCAGGAAGGUGUAGACAAACCCGGUGCAAAAGGUCCUGAGCUCCCUGCAGGGAUCCAGCCCGAUUCCCUCACUAAAGGAAAGGUUUCACAUCUGUAAGUACACUUCUUUUUACAGUAACAGUCUUUCUAGAGAACAGAGGUAAUUACCUUGCUCAAACUUGAGACUUGGCAAACAGUGGGGGAGGCUGGUACCUGUAUAUCACAGACACCUGUAUCACCUGUAUAUCCUACACACACUAAUGUGAAAGUGCUUCUGUUAACAGGGAUCUCAUGGACAGACAUCCAUCGUUUUUGUAGAAUUUUGUAAAUUAUUUAAAGUGCUCUAAGGAAAUAUUUUUUAUAAGGAUUUUUAGGGCUGCCGUUGCUGCAGGAUGCUGUAGUCACUGUAGAUAAGAUAUUGGCUCAUCACGCUUUAAAUGAUGAGGCCUCUAAUCAUAUGUAUAAAUAGGAAACCUGUCUGUGCACGGAUUCCAUUUGGCAAUCUGCUCAGAGGAGGAGGACACAGCAUUUGAUCCUGGUGCUCUGCCUCUGAAGCCCAUUGUCUGACACCAUUCCCGUUUGAGCUGCCUUAGGACACCCCCAUGCCACGGGCCUGUGCCGGGGUCCCGGUUCUCCCCUGCCCCGGGGGCUGUUGGGUGAGUUCCCUCAGCCCAGCUCCAGCAGAGCCAGUGCAGAUGUAGGUGUGGGGCUCCAGCCUUGAAGAUCCAAACGCAGAUUCAGGUAAAUGAUGGGGAUGGGUCUGUCUGCACAUCCUGGGUGAAGGCAGGAACCUUCUGAACCCCCCCAGUCUCCCGUCAGCGGGGGAUGAUUCCAUGCAGCCUGAGGAGCAUGUCUGUGCUGACACCAGGAUCUCAGUGCAUUUCACUACAUUGAUGCCCUGUGGGGCCUGUGAGGCUGAAACAAUUCCUCCUUGUUCUCAAGUCUCACUUUGCUGCCCUGCAGUUACCCAGGGAUGGAUUUUGGUUUCCUGUGUGAACUUCUGGAAUCGAGUGCCCUUACUUGCCUUGUUCAAAGGGGUUUCUGAACUGUUACAUCUCCGUGGACUCUGAUUUUCACUUACAGUUUUUGUGCAAUAGAACAAAGCUGGGUUUGCUCUAGGACAUCCCUGAUGUAAGCGCCAAGGAUAUUUCCAGCACUGUUCCUUCAUACCAGUAGCUCUUUCUCUGCCUCCGUUUCCAGCAGCAGGAAUAAAGCAAUUUUUCACUACUCUCUAUUUGUACUGACUUGAUACGGGACUAAAGUAGCACGUUCACAUCACCAAACAAAAGUGCCCCCACUCUGCCUUCACUGAAAGAUCCCAGAAGUGGGAAUUCGAGCCUUUGGCUGGUUCUUCUCAUUUGCGUGUCAUGGAGUCCUUUGAGUAGUUUGUUCUCACAUCUUGUCCCUGUGAACUGAUCCGAUGCUCUCUUUGUCCGGUGUUCUCUCAGCCAAACGUACUGUCCCUUGCUGUCUGUGUCUUCCUGGAGGCUGGCCUUGGUGUUGGAAAAUGGAGCGAAAGCAGCCGGGAAGGGAUCCAGAGCCACCCAGGAUCCCCCCUGGUGUGGUCACGUUUGCACAACAGUGGCAGACUGCAGCGUAGCGUAGAGUAGAACAAGUAACCGUGGCAUGUGGAGAAGUGAACAGCAGCCUUUGUGUGUUUAUCCUGUUGUGCAGUCGUGUUUUAAACCUGUUUCUAGUGGUCAUUUGACAUUUCCUACUGUCCGGCCACCCUUUUGUAGCCUUUGCCUUGGUGACCCGUUUGUUUAAAGCACCAGGAUCUCAUUUUGGGGUAGGAUACCUUGGAAAAGUGGUUUCUCCCUCGGCUCCUGUGCCUGCAGCCCCUCUGCACAGGCGUGGUUUGGCUGCCUUGGUGCAGUUGCAGGAUUUGGGCCUUUGUUUGCAAUAGGUAAAUAGGUAUUUUAAAAUAGAAGUUUUCAGAGUACCUUGCUUUCAAAGGGUUAAACUGCAUUAACGGGGGGGUGGACACAUUCUGUACUGUUUGUGUGAAUUGAGCUGAAUGCUCCUCCUCAGAGCUGUCAGUAAAUCACUGAGCCUCACAAGGUGGUGUCUGGUGCCCCACUGAUGUGUCUGUGUUCUCGGUACUCCUCACUACCAGAUCCGGGUCAGAAGCAGUUCCCGUGAGCUUGUGCUUUAAAUAAAACCUGAUUUCAAGCAGCACUUUUUUAAAUCGAGAAACUUGAUUUGUAUAUAGGAAAUGGUGUACAUGGAUACGUUUAUAAUGGUGAAUAAAUGGGGUUCUGACCAUGGCCCGAGAAACCAGA